Effrenium voratum is the source of this 732-nucleotide messenger RNA. The record is from the annotation of a GenBank genome assembly. NCBI's taxonomy places the organism in Eukaryota, Dinophyceae, Suessiales, Symbiodiniaceae.
AUGAGCUCCGGCCGAAAGCGCAAGGUGGUCGUCAAAUGUGACGUGGCCUUAGCCAAGCUGAAGCUGCUUCACAUCACCAAGACUGCAGGGACUGCCUUGGAAUCUUUGGGUCAGCAGCUGGGCGUCAAGUGGGGCAGGCGCUGGACUCAACUGCAUGCCCAGCGAGGAAAGCUACACCCCCCUCAUGCUGGCAGACUCCGUUCAGAGUGGUGGCACGUGCCACCACGUUUGUUCCUGGAGAAUCCCUACAGGAAUUACGUGACAUUUGCUGUGGUGCGCUGUCCCUAUGCCCGUGCGAUCAGUGAGUUCCGCUGUCGCUGGAAGGGUUUCUGUGCACCUGCCAGAGGCGAUGCACAAAAAGAACGCCGAGCACAUGCAAAAGCCUUGGAACUGAAUCAGUGGUUGCGGCAGAAGCUGAGCAAAGCCGCACGACCACCGUACCAAAAUUGCCACUUCAUUCCGCAGCACUUGUACAUCUUCGACACAGAGGGAAACCGUUGUGUUCAAGAGGAGAAUGUUUUGCGCUUUGAGCAUUUGGCUGAGGACCUGAAAGCAUUUGGCAAGCGCCACGGCUGUGAUUUUCCUCAAAUCCCUCGAGCAAAUGAGUCUGAGAUGCCAAAGUUUACAGUUGACGAUCUGGAAGAUGAAACACGAGCCUUGAUCGAGUCAGAAUUCUCUGAUGACUUCAGCUUACUGGGCUUCCAAAAGCUUGGGACCAAAGAUGACCCAUGA